AUGGAAGACAAAGCGAGAAAUAUAGUCACCCGUCUGGCAGAAUCUCUGGAUACUGUCUAUCAUGGAUUUAGCUCCAUGACUCCAACGGUCUAUGAUACGGCGUGGUUGUCCAUGGUCACCAAAAAGGAGAUUCGUGACGAGGUUAAAAUCACAUAUUGGCUCUUCCCGGAGUGUUUCCAGGCUGUGCUGGAAGACCAGUCUCCAGACGGGGGAUUCUGCCCCAAUGGUGCGCACGUUGAUGGAAUUCUAAGUACAAUGGCGGCGGUUUUAACGCUCUACCGGCACCAGAAAUAUCCCCUUAUCCAGAAUUGCUCACAGUCUUCUUCUGAUUUGCAGGAAAGAAUCAGCAAAGCGUGUGCGUACUUGGACCAAGCCUUAAAGGUGUGGGACGUGAAGUCGACCGUGCAAGUAGGCUUUGAGAUUCUCGUUCCCAGCCUGCUAUGGUUGCUCGAAAGAGAAGGGAUAAGCUUCAACUUCCCUGGGCGCAAAGCCCUCAUGGCUCUUCACCGGCAGAAAGUGAACAAGGUGAAGCCAGCCGUGCUUUACACGCAUCAUAAAACUACACUGUUGCAUUCGCUAGAAAGUUUCAUUGGUAGUUUAGACUUCGACAAAAUGUCGCACAGUCUCAGCUAUGGGUCGAUGAUGGGCUCAUCAUCAUCCACUGCCGCAUACUUGAUGAAUAAUUCCGACUGGGAUGAGGAAGCAGAAAAGUAUUUGCGAUUUGUCGUUGCAACAACCAAGGGAAGGGUUCCUUCUGCCUUUCCUAUCAGCGUAUUUGAGGUCUCAUGGGUUCUCUCAACCUUGCUGAGGUCGGGUUUUACAGUAGAUUCUCUUGGAACAGAAAACAUUUCAAAGAUGGCAAAUUAUCUUGAAGCCCAAUUGGAGGAAGGCAAUGGAGUCACUGGCUUUGACUUUGAAAAUAUAGCCCCCGGAAUGCUUGCUGACGCAGAUGACACUGCAAAAAGCAUUUUCUCUCUCGAACUUCUUGGCCGCGCUACUAACUGCGACGCCAUGUUUAAGGCGUUUGAGAGUUCUAGCCAUUUCAAAACAUACAAUUUGGAGACAAAUGAGUCUUUUAGUGCCAAUUGUAAUGUGACUAUCGCGCUUCUUGGAUCAAAAGACCCAUCCCGGUAUAUCCCACAGAUCUCAAAAGCGAUGGAAUUUCUCUGCAACGCGUGGGAAAAUGGACAAUGGAGUGAUAAAUGGGUAAGCACGCUCAGCCAUGCCUACAUUAGAUGUUACAAGCCGGUCACAACACUAACUGAAAUGCAGAACAUUGAACCUCAAUAUGCCAUGAUGGUUUUUGCAGAAGCUCUUUCAAGUGCUAUCGAGCACUGGAAUAAUGGGUCCUUGCAGGGCCUUGAUCCCAAGCUUCUUGGAGAUCAUGUUCCUCUGAUCACUCUGCAGAUUGCCGUCCGUACUCUGAGCUCACAAUCUGAUUCUGGAGCGUGGAAAGAAUCUGCAGAGAUAACAGCCUAUGGGUUGCUGACUCUGAAAGCACUAUCCAAUUUGCCUUGGGUGAGAAUAGGGGUGGGCUGCAAAGUUAACGAAAGCAUCGACCUAGGCUCCAAUUAUCUGCACGCCAAUAGCGACAGCUGGACCACUCCUGCCAUGAUCUGGGUCGAGAAGGUAAAUUUUGGCUCAGCUGUCCUUUCGGAGACCUAUUGUUUAGCUGCUCUCAAGGCAAUUCCCUCCACUUCCAGCUGGUCCGAAGCCGUCCUGGAGCUGUGUAAUAUUCCCUCAAAGAGGCUCGACCACUUUUGCUUGUUCUUUCAGCAUCUGCCCAUUUUCAAAGAAGAGCCUACUUGGAGGCUCCGGGCCUCAGUCGUCGAAGGCUAUUUGCUAGCACCCACUUUACAGCGUGCCACACUUGAGCUUGACAUCUUCCCUCGGGUGGAGGGCAAGUAUCUUGAGUACAUCCCUUUUACGUGGACGACAUGCAAUAACGCGGCCAGCUUUGGCCUCUCAACACAGACUAUCAUUGAGAUGAUGGUCAUCUCGCUGCUUAAUUUUCAAGUUGACAAGUGGUUUGAGGACACGACGGAGGAUACGCGCCUUCAAGGCGAUUUGCAGGCUCUCAAAGCCACCAUCAGACAGCUCUUUAAUGAGAACAUGGAAGAGCGUAAAAGGCCGAUGCAGUCGACUUGUCAUCAAAAGCACCGCCAGCUAUCAAAUGACAAAGCGACACAUGGCCAUGAUUUUGCCAAUACUCAGAUGAAUGGAAACGGCACAUUUGAUUUAGCAGCGGAUAGCGAUGGAAAGACCUCUUUGCUCGUUGAAGCGAAGAUCACACUCUCCAAUUUCGUCAGAUAUGUACUUGGAAAGGUAUCAGCUGCUUCAACGCCAGAUCACCUGCGUCGGCGAGUCCGACAUGAGCUAUACAUCUUCCUCCUAGCACAUGUCACGCAGGGUGAAGAUAAUGUGCGGCUAGCCAAGUCCGACAUGGAACAACAGACUUCAUAUGCAUUUGCCUCGACAGGCACAUACUAUGACUGGGUACGGACCACCUCAGCAGACCACACCAGCUGCCCGUACUCAUUUGAGUUUUUCCGUUGUUUGGUGUCCUCGUCGGCCUGCAAAGGUGUAGAUUGCUUCUCUGGAGCCCGCGCCCAGUAUCUAGCCCAGGAUGUCUGCCGUCAUUUGGCCACCAUGUGCCGGCAGCACAAUGAUUAUGGAUCCAUCGUCCGUGACCGCAAAGAGAAAAACCUCAAUAGCAUCAAUUUUCCUGAGUUUCACCUUCUAGAGACAGAAGGAGAAGCACAUGAAGACCACAAAGCUAAACAAGCGUUAUUGGAGAUAGCCAUAUACGAGCGCGAGUGCCUCCAGCUUGCUGGCAAAAGGCUGUCUUCUGAGGUGACCAAGUCUACAUGGAAAGCUUGGAGAGUUUUCAUUGACGUGACUGACCUCUAUGGUCAAAUCUAUGUAGUAAGAGACAUCAAUUCGGGGGGCCGCGAGUAG
Messenger RNA from Penicillium longicatenatum, 2958 nucleotides. RefSeq lists its product as uncharacterized. Bases 1 to 2958 code for a protein of 985 amino acids. Gene Ontology annotation, molecular function: magnesium ion binding; terpene synthase activity. The record is from RefSeq and is a predicted model, not a curated record. NCBI's taxonomy places the organism in Eukaryota, Fungi, Ascomycota, Eurotiomycetes, Eurotiales, Aspergillaceae. The transcript is spliced from 3 exons. Gene Ontology annotation, biological process: diterpenoid biosynthetic process.